Eutrema salsugineum is the source of this 1314-nucleotide messenger RNA. RefSeq names its product aspartyl protease UND. NCBI's taxonomy places the organism in Eukaryota, Viridiplantae, Streptophyta, Magnoliopsida, Brassicales, Brassicaceae. Gene Ontology annotation, molecular function: aspartic-type endopeptidase activity. The transcript has a single exon. Gene Ontology annotation, biological process: proteolysis. The coding region runs from base 1 to 1314 and encodes 437 amino acids. Gene Ontology annotation, cellular component: extracellular region. The record is from RefSeq and is a predicted model, not a curated record.
AUGGCCAUCUCUCUAACAUUACGUACUACACUUCUUCUCUUUCUAAUCACUCUCACGUGUCCGAAACAAUGCACAUCGCAUGCCCCACUUACGCUAAAGCUAUUAUUACACACAAAAUCAACCAAACCCCAAGAAUCAUCGAAGAAAAAAACCGGUUACUUGCAUUCCAAGUCAACACCCUCUUCUCAUCUAGAUAACUCGUGGACCACGGACACAUCAGGUAUCGUCUCACAUGUCACUCCAAUUCCGAAUCCAGCAGCAUUCCUCGCGAACAUUUCUAUCGGAAACCCACCAGUUUCGCAGCUCCUACUCAUAGACACAGGUAGUGACCUAACUUGGAUCCAGUGUCUUCCCUGCAAAUGUUACCCUCAAACAAUUCCUUUUUUUCACCCUUCUAGAUCUUCCACUUACCGUAACGCUUCCUGCGAAUCCGCACCAAACGCCAUGCCACGAAUAUUUCGCGAUGAAAACACCGGAAAUUGCCGUUACUCCCUCCGUUACCGAGACUUUUCGAGCACAAGAGGCAUUUUAGCUAAGGAAAGUCUCACCUUUCAAACAUCCGACGACGGUUUAAUCACUAAACCGGACGUUGUUUUCGGCUGCGGACAAGACAACUCCGGUUUCACUCAAUACAGCGGUGUGCUCGGUUUAGGACCCGGUAAAUUCUCGAUUGUAACCCGCAAUUUCGGUUCUAGAUUCUCUUACUGUUUCGGUAGCUUAACCGAUCCAACUUACCCUUACAACAUUCUCAUCCUCGGAGAAGGCGCCAAAAUCGAAGGCGAUCCAACCCCUUUACAUAUUUCUCAAGACCGUUACUACCUUGACCUGCAAGCAAUCUCCUUGGGAGAGAAUCUUCUCGAUAUCGAACCCUAUGUUUUCAAGAGAUAUGGAUCCCACCAAGGAGGUACAGUCAUCGACACGGGCUGCUCACCGACGAUCUUAGCCAGAGAAGCUUACGAGACGCUCUCUGGAGAAAUUGAUGAUCUUCUUCUGGGAGAAGUUAUGAUCAGACACGUUGAAGGUUGGGAGCCAUACACGAACCCUUGUUAUGUAGGGAAUAUGAAACUUAAUCUUUUGGGAUUUCCCGUUGUCACGUUUCAUUUCGCCGGCGGCGCUGAGCUGGCGCUAGACGUUGAGAGUUUGUUUGUUAGCAGUGAAAGUGGAGAUAGCUUUUGCUUGGCUAUGAGUAUGAACACGUUCGAUGAUAUGAGUGUAAUUGGUGCUAUGGCUCAGCAGAGUUAUAAUGUUGGUUAUGAUCUUCAAAACAUGAACGUAUAUUUCCAGAGGACUGACUGUGAGAUUCUUGAUGCUUAA